Molecule: messenger RNA, 2454 nt
Organism: Amaranthus tricolor (Joseph's coat)
Lineage: Eukaryota; Viridiplantae; Streptophyta; Magnoliopsida; Caryophyllales; Amaranthaceae
Product: rop guanine nucleotide exchange factor 14
Exons: 8
Coding region: 400-2121 (573 amino acids)
Molecular function (GO): guanyl-nucleotide exchange factor activity
Source: RefSeq, a predicted model, not a curated record
CUCCUUUUUUUUUUAUCUUUACUUUACUUUUUAGAACUAUUAUAUUUAUUAUAUCCUAUAAUUAUAAUAUUCUACUGUCUGCUUUUUUUUUUAUCUUUGAAUUUUAUUUUUAUAAUUUGUGAUCGAUUUGGUUUUGAGGUGAAUACACAAUAAUUUGGUUUUGGGGGCUCAGUUAAAGAAAAGAGUAACAAAUUUUAUGAAUGUUCUUUGUGUAUUUUUUAUUUACGGAUCUUCACAUAAUCACAUUCUGCUCGUGAUGAGUUAUUAACAAUGGCGUCGUUGAUGAAUCAUGCUUUCUUCCAUUCUCUUCUUUUUCAUUCUAAUUGAGUUUCAUCUGUUUCUCUCUCCUCCCAACUUCAAUCCCAGAGUGGUGGGUACAAAAGCAAAAUAGCAAAAAGCAUGAGGAUAGGGGUGGGGAGGAGGUUAGCAUGCUGUACCAGAGACAGAGAAAUAAGCAUUGAUUUUGAUGAGAAUCAACAUGAUGACAGAAUAAUGAUCUAUGAUGGGCUCGAGAAUUGCAUUCUGAAUAGCUGUUCAUACAGAAACGAAAGCACGAAGAGCAAGGAGUAUGUAUGUCCAACUGAAUCCUUUAAUGAAGAAGAAACGAGCUGCUCAUCGAGCAAAGAUGUGUUUGGAUCGUUCUUCUCUGAUUGGAACAAGAAAAGGAACCAAGAGGAUACGGAUGAGUGGAGUGGCUCUGAAAGCCCAGAACAUGUUUAUGUUAGGGAAAAACCUGCUUAUAUCACUCAGUUCUCAGAUGUCGACACAAUGAAAGAGAAGUUCGCAAAACUUUUGUUAGGAGAAGAUGUGACCGGAGGACACAAAGGUAUAUCCAGUGCGCUCGCAUUAUCGAAUGCCAUAAACAAUCUUGCAGCAUCUGUUUUCGGGGAGUUAUGGAAGUUGGAACCGUUGUCAGAAGAAAGAAUGGCCAAAUGGAGAAAAGAAAUGGAUUGGUUGCUUUCACCUGCCAAUUAUAUGGUUGAAUUGGUUCCUGCUAAACAAAGUGGUGCUAAUGGCCGGACCUUUGAGAUAAUGACACCAAAAGCUCGUGCAGAUGUGCAUAUCAACCUCCCAGCUCUUCAGAAGAUCGAUUCCAUGCUUAUUGAAUUUCUCGACUCAAUGGUAGGGACAGAGUUCUGGUAUGCUGAAGGUAAUAGCCGGAAAGAAGGAAGAGGGGGUAGUUUAAGGCAGAGCAAAAGGUGGUGGCUUCCAUCUCCACGAGUUCCUGCUGCUGGUCUAUCAGAAACUGCACGAAAGAAGUUGCUUUCACAGGGUAACAUGGUUCAUCAAGUUUUCAAGGCAGCGAAAGCCAUCAACGAAAAUGUUUUGCUUGAAAUGCCGGUGCCUAAAGACAUUCAAGAUGCACUCCCAAAGUCCGGAAGGGCUAGUCUAGGGGAGGAUUUGUAUAAAUUCGUAGCCUCAGGGUCGACCUCAACAUCGGAGAUCAUUGAUUGCCUUAAACUACGAUCUGAACAUGAAGCUCUCGACACUAUCAAUAAGUUGGAGGCUGCGGCACUUGCAUGGAAAGAAAGAAAUAGGGAGCAAGUCAAAGGUAUCAAGACUCCUGUCAAACCGUCCUGGUCCUUUAUGAAGGAGCCAAAUACCGAGAUGGACAAGACAGACUUGAUGCUGUUCCGUGUAAAUGCACUUUUGGGUCAGUUGAAAAUGAGGUAUCCGUGCCUUCCUCACUCGUUCAUCAAUGUCACAAAAAUACAGUAUGGCAAGGAUAUCGGGCAUUCAAUAAUUGAAGCAUAUUCUAGAGUCCUUGGAAACUUGGCAUACAGCAUACUGUCAAGGAUCGGAGACAUUCUGCAAGAAGAUCACAUGAGUAAUCCGAAUUCCCCAGUGCCAUCAUCCUACUUUUCACCAGGAUCAAGUUUUAAUGGAAUACCGGAUAGUCCCAUCAUGAAUUCACAUAUAAGGCACUCACUCGUAGAACGAAUGAACAAGGUAGAUGGGUACUUUAGUGACUCAAAUCCUAGCAGAUGUUCUGAUUCAGAGAUUUCAACUAUUACUGAUGCAAAAUCUAGCUCAGUAACAGCAACUCCUAGUUCUAGCCGAAUUUGGUGCAUUGGUAAAGAUGCAUGCAGUAACGUUUCCCCGGAUAGCUCAUUUGGUUAAGUUGUCUACUUUUUGGUGCAUGCCUAUUGCCUUGUAUAUGAGGAUGACUUUGCUUUGAUUAAAGAUCAUUUAUAUCUAAGCUUUUUAUCAUCUUCAUUGUGGAGACAUAUUGAUUAACAGUAUUUGGAACAUGAUGGUAAAUACUAUUACGGAAAGAAAAAGUUUAGCAUUGUGCUUGUAAAUGGCCUUCACUCUACCUAGUACCUACUUGAUUAAAACAUUCUUAGUUCACUUCCUUUUAUUCUUUUAAGCUAAUUAAGCUAAAUUUUCUCUAAUUAAGGUCAAUUGUUUGUUAGAAUUAACAUUCUAAAUUUGAUUGCUCCCGUUUAUUGA